AUGGCGCAGGACACGUACUGGGGCUCCUUUGAAGAGAUUUCCAAGUACAAUGUGCAGCUCAACUACCUCGAGAGGAUGUGGAUGACCUGGUACGCAUGGAUGGGCAACGAUAUCCUGGCCACGGGCAUCAUGUCUUUCACCAUCCACGAGCUUUUCUACUUCGGCCGCUCGCUUCCCUGGAUCAUCAUCGACUGCAUACCCUACUUCAACCGCUUUAAGAUUCAACAGAACAAAAUUCCUACUGCUUGGGAACAGACACAAUGCGCCCUCCUCGUCCUCCUCUCCCACUUCACUGUCGAACUCCCUCAGAUCUGGCUAUUCCACCCCAUGUGCCAGUACUUUGGCCUCCAGACCUCUGUUCCUUUCCCCAGCAUCUACAAGAUGGCAUACCAGAUUGCCAUUUUCUUCGUUUUCGAGGACGCAUGGCACUACUGGGCCCACCGCCUCAUGCACGCCAGCUCAUUCCUGUACAAGAACAUCCACAAGAUUCACCACCAAUACUCUGCUCCCUUCGGUCUCGCAGCAGAGUACGCCUCACCCAUUGAGGUCAUGGUUCUGGGUUUCGGCAGUGUUGGUGUUCCCAUUGUGUGGUGCGCCAUCACCAAGGACCUUCACAUCUUGACCAUGUAUUGCUGGAUUGUGCUACGUCUGUUCCAAGCCAUUGAUGCCCACAGCGGCUACGAGUUCCCCUGGAGUCUGCACCACAUCCUGCCUUUCUGGGCAGGUGCUGAGCACCACGACGUCCACCACGAGAAGUUCAUUGGCAACUACGCUAGCAGCUUCAGGUGGUGGGACUUUGUCCUUGAUACCGAGGCUGGUGCUGAGGCUUCCAAGAAGCGCAGAGAGCGCAAGAUGGCCAAGCUCAGGAAGGCCCAGUAA
Bipolaris sorokiniana ND90Pr is the source of this 879-nucleotide messenger RNA. RefSeq lists its product as uncharacterized. The transcript is spliced from 2 exons. Lineage: Eukaryota; Fungi; Ascomycota; Dothideomycetes; Pleosporales; Pleosporaceae. Gene Ontology annotation, molecular function: iron ion binding; C-4 methylsterol oxidase activity. Gene Ontology annotation, biological process: ergosterol biosynthetic process. Bases 1 to 879 code for a protein of 292 amino acids. The record is from RefSeq and is a predicted model, not a curated record.